GGCAGAACCAGGCUUGCAACGGCAACGCCUCAGUAACCGCACCCGCAUGGCCAGCCUUUGGCCCCUUCCCGGACUCAACUGCAUAUAAACGGGCGCAUUUGACCGACGGGCGCCGACGCGUUCGCCAACCGCGUCACCGGCCCGCCGAACAACGUCGUCGUCGGAGGCGGCUACCGAUCUGAGGCGGCGGAGGGGGCGAUGGGGAAGCUCGCGAGGCUGGUGGACGGCAUCAAGGAGAAGCUGGCGGGGAGCGGCCGGAAGAAGACGAAGGCGGUGUGCUACGACAAGGUGGACAAGACGGAGAGCAUGAGGGUGGAGAUCAGGAGCCGCCGCGCGCGGCAGCUCAUCGCCAAGAACCUCGCCGUCGCUGAUUCCAUCGCCGGGAGCAGCAGCCCCCGCGGCGACGGCGGCAACAAGAAGAAGAAGAAGAAGCGAUUCUUCGCGUCCUGAUCGACAAGAUUGAUGAUUCGGUUCCCUUGCCGUCGAUCAUCUCGUCAACAAUGCUGCUUAUUCAUCUGUGCAGCUAGAUUGCGGAAACCAUGCAUACAUGUGUGCACAUGCAUUCUCUGUAUGCGAUCGAUUUUUUCCUGGGAAUUUUAUUUUGAAAUAGUCGAUUCCUGAUUAAGCGUCUAUAUCAGAAUGGAUUAUUCAAAUGCUGCAGUUAGUAGAAGUGGAUUUGGGUACUUAUGAACUGUAAAGCGGUUGGUCUUCUUCUUUUUUCACAAUAGAGACCCACACUCUCAGCAACAGAGGUCUGAGCGUUGAGGAUCGAAUCCGGAUCGACUGCCUGGGCCUGGCUCAAGGAAUGGUUGGUCGUCUUUUUAGGUGGAGGCUUUAGAUGCACGUGCUCUGCACAUGGAGACCACAAGCGUUGGUGAUCUUAACUGA
Messenger RNA from Phragmites australis (common reed), 888 nucleotides. RefSeq lists its product as uncharacterized. The coding region runs from base 199 to 450 and encodes 83 amino acids. The record is from RefSeq and is a predicted model, not a curated record. Lineage: Eukaryota; Viridiplantae; Streptophyta; Magnoliopsida; Poales; Poaceae. The transcript is spliced from 2 exons.